UAGUUAGUUCGAACAUCGUCCGUAAUAAACCAUCGACCCCCGACCCUCAACAUGUAAUACAUAAAGCGUUGGUAUAACUAAUUCACGUUAACAACGUACAGUAGGUAGAUACACAAUCGAUCGGAAGUAGUACAGUUGUUCGAAGGCUUUUGACGCGGUUUUAAAUCCAAAUCCAACUUCUAGCUUAAGUAAAGCUAUUUUACUACGUAUUUAUACUUCUUUUAUGAUAAUGGAUUUAAUUCGUGUUAUAGUUACAAUAUUGUUAUAUUUUGGAAGGAAAUAUUAACACGCUCCGCGCCAGAUUAAACCGAGACAAAGCUUGGAAGAUAUAAUGAAAGCCGAAGAGUCAUGUGAAGAAAAAAUAAUUAUACAAAAAUUUUAAAGCAACAGAGGGAACAGUAAUUAUUAAAUGACGCAGAGAUGAGUGUGAACUUCAUAUUUUUUACAGUUUUUAAUAUUUUUUGUUUGAAUAUUUGUGUUAAGUCGGAAGCAAAGUUACGCCCGAUAUACAAUAGUGGUCACGACGUUUUAUUUGUAGCUAGAUGUGAAGCAAAGUGUUGGAGAAGUCAAAAUAAAGGGUGUUUAAGGGAAUGCUUACUGAGGCCUUAUAUUAAACCUGGUUUAUGUCCUCAGAACACCACUAUCUUGUCACCUUUCGCCAGGGUUUGUCUAGAGCUUUGCCAUGCCGACUCUCAUUGCCCUAGAUUAGAAAAAUGUUGUGCUCAUCAUUGUGGAAUUACCUGUCAAGAGCCAGACCAAUUGUCAUCUGCUGUAGGUGUUCCCGGUAUACCAAGGGAGAUAAUCAUUACAGAACUAAGAAAGCGAGCUGUACAUAUUCAAUGGACGAAAAAAAGCCAUUACAAUCUGAAUAAUUCAUCAACUGUUAUUUUCUUAAUUGAAGAACGACACCAUCCUGGAAAACACUAUACUGAAGCCAAGUUAACUAAAUGGACACCAUUCUUAACAACAGAUAAGACAGAGUGUUUUUUGAAAAAGGCUAUUAAACCUGGAAAUUGGUAUCAAUUUAAAAUAGCAGCUGUAAAUGAGAAUGGUACCAAAGGAUAUUCGAAAACUUCUUAUCCAUUUAGUACUAGUGUAUCUCCAAAACCACCUAAGAAACCUUUGGAUAUAGCCGUUAGCCGUCUAUAUAAAACUAAAAAUGGAAGUAUAAAUGCAGAACUCAAAUGGAAAGAACCACCUUCCGACUUACCGGUUCAGAAAUACAAGCUGUUUUGGAGUAUUCGACUACACGGUAUCAAGGCCCUUGAUUCAGUGUUCGUACGACAUCAGUUUGUUUCAAAGGAGCAGAAAACAUUCCUGUUAAAGAAUUUGAGUGCAAACUCUGAAUAUUUUUUGCAACUACAAGCCAUUUCCCAGUUUGGAAAACAACGCUUGAAAAGUGACAAAUCAAAUUUGCUUCUUAAUACAACUUUAUAUAAAAAGGGAGUUCCUUAGCAACAAAGGAAUAGAUCAUGGAAUCAGCCAUCAAAUCAAUGGAAUAGAUCGAAACAUUUUGCCAAAUGAUUUUACUGUUAUUUAUUAAUUAAUGUGUAUUGAAAAUAAUAUGAAUAUGUGACGUCUAGUAAAUUGGAAUGUAUAUUUUUAUAUACUGUACCGUUAGUAUUUAUUUUGUAUGGAAUAAAUGGACUUGUAAAUUAA
This is a messenger RNA of Sitophilus oryzae (rice weevil), 1659 nucleotides long. It is a transcript of the gene Kal1, whose product is annotated as anosmin-1. Gene Ontology annotation, molecular function: peptidase inhibitor activity; protein binding. Gene Ontology annotation, cellular component: cell surface; extracellular region. Gene Ontology annotation, biological process: neuron differentiation. The record is from RefSeq and is a predicted model, not a curated record. The coding region runs from base 421 to 1455 and encodes 344 amino acids. The transcript has 8 exons. Lineage: Eukaryota; Metazoa; Arthropoda; Insecta; Coleoptera; Curculionidae.